AUGGCGGAGAGAUCGCAGGUGCAGGUGGUGUGCACUCCGUACACCGCCAUCGUCGAGGAGUACGCUCUCUUUCUAAAGGCGCGCCAGCUCGUCGUGCAGGCGUUGCCCUGUGGCAGCGCCAUCGUAGGAAGCCGCCUUCCGUCACCGUGCAAGUCUGCUAGAGACCUGUACAGUGAGUCCCGUCGCUCGCCAACGGGGAGGCACAGUGCUCACGAGCACAGCAUUGAUACGGAUGAGGACGGCGGCGGUGUCGACGCUGCCACACGCCUGGCAGCCCUGCAGCUUCCGGCGUCAUGGCUGCAUGCAUGGCUUCGGCACACCGAGGCUUUAGCAGAGGGUGACGACGCCGACGCGGACGGCGUAGCGACGUGGCUGAAGUCGAGCGAGAAGGCGUGGCUCUCGGUGCAGCCAGCGCUCGAGUACGCCUCGUUCAGCUAUGGACCCGUCCACGCCGUCAGUUGGCUGCAGUGGGAAGAAGUCAAGGCGCUCCACAGUGCCGAACAACCGCGCUGUAAAUGGCACGCCGAGUCCGCCGGGAAAACGGUCAGGAGGUUGCCUGUAAGGACGCCGCCGUGCAUCGUCGUGCAGGUGGUGUUACUGUGGUUUCAUGAAGGUCAGAUGCACCGCCUGAUGCCGGAGGAGUUUGUGAACCUGGAGGCCAAGGCGCUCGCUGCUCGGUCGAUGCGGCCACCGCGCGCCGCAUUCACAGGGCGGUCUGUGGCGCCGCUCUCCAGGUCACUCUUCACGUGCUACAUGACGCUGGAGUACCCGCCUGGCACACUGUGUCCCCACCGUGUUCCCGUGCCGAUCGCGGAGCCGCUGCUGACUCGCCAAGAGCUGGUGGAGCUGGUGAGGUCCACGGCCCACAUACGUCGGCACCAUCCGCUCCGUGUGGCGUACCGAGUAUGGCCACAGGCCACCUCACCCACGGCAGCAGCACCAGCAUCGGCGCUGCCCUGGUCUGGUGGCCGCGCCGGCGUCUCCUCUGCCGCGGCACGGAUCGCGGUGGCGACGCCGACCAUGCGUGCGCCACCCCUGCACGCGUUGGAGAGCGACGCCGCAAUGGUGGAGUUCAUUCGUGAUGUCUUGGCCUACGGCCACACAGCCGUGCAAGUCGUGGCGGUGCGCAGUGGCCGCGUGCCGGUACAGGAUAUGAAUGGCAGACGGCCCGAGGCGGUCAGCAACGGUGUGCGGAGAGCACCGCAGCGGCCCUACUACACUGAGCCCAACAUGCGACAGGUGGAGGAGAGACGCACCGUGCUCGUCACAAACAACGCGCGCACCGGUGACAUCCAUCGCGGCAUCACGCGAAAAUAUAGCACUACUCAGCAUGGCAGUCUCUCCUCCGUGUGGCGCAUGGCAAGAGUCGCAUCCCCGCCGCCAAUGGCGGCAGCGGCGGAGGAGCAGAGCAGUUGCCGCACGGUGGAGCCACUGCCCAUUGAUAGGGAGGAUGAGGAAGUGGAGCGCGAGAACAGCAAGGCGCCCGCAGAGGCGGGGGGGACGACGGCACUGGCAGUGGAUGUCAGCAGCACGGGCUGUCUCGGAAGCUGUGGCGACGCCGCCCCCUCGCCGUCCCCACACAGCCAUGAGCUGCAGACGCGGGGACCGCCCUCAUCAAUCCAUGACAGCGACGCGAUGGCCUCCGGUGAAGACGACCCGCCGCACCUCUUGCUGCAAGACGCGGUGCCGCCCUCGCUGUCCGAGGGGAGCAGGGGCAGCAUCACCCCUGCUGGCGAGGCGGCCUUGCAAGGCAUCCAUCACGCUCACUUCGGCGAUGCAGACGAAUUCGGUGCGACAUGGCGCGACGCCGAUCGGUACACCGAGUACGGGUCAGCCAGGGGAGCGGGGGAUGGUGUUGAUUCACAGCAGCAGCCGGAGUUGCAGCACGAAGCGCUGCGACGCCCUCGCAUGGACAGAAGCGUACAGUGCAAAUUGUUUGUCGAGGAUGCGCGAAAACGUAAGCUGUCGGUGCAAUACCCGGAGACGCUCACGGCAGUGGACUCAUGGAGUGACCAUCGGGUUUCUCACGCACCGCAUGUGCGUAGCCCGACGUCGUCACUGCGCAAGCCGCCUGCCGAUCCAGGCGACGUCUCUGCAGGAGCUGCGGAGGGGGCGACCACAGACAACGCUCACGUGGCUGUCCCAGCACCGUGUGCGAAGUCGCCGUGCUCUGUCUCCGUUACGCAGCAGCGGCGCACCACCUCGGGUAGCUGCGGCAGCGCCACAAUCCCAGACCCCGCGACAAUGGUGCUCGUGCGCUACGAGGUGAGCCCCACUGUCGUGUGCGUCUCCGGCCCCGUGCAGCAGACGGUGCUGCAACAUCUUCAGGAAGCCAUCUUCCAGCGAUGCUGCGCCCACCUGUGCCAUGACCUGGGCGCGCCGCGCCCGCACUUUCACGCAGCACACCAUCAUCGCCACGCCGGCAGCGCACAGCCCACCAAGGCAGCCGCGAGCUUCAUCAACUCCUCCUCGGCCGCUGCAGCGCCCUCCACAGAGACCGCGAUGGCGGUGAGGCUCGGCAACGGCGACCGCCACACCAGAGACUCCGACCUCCCAAUCACAUCCACCACUGAUGUGCCUCGCACCGAAUUCAUUCUACCGCUCCACCACUACACCUUCACCCGUGUCGAAGAGGACGCCUUGGAGCGCUGCAUUGCGGAGGUCAUGGGCGCCUACCAAGGCCUCGAGCAGCUGCCAGCGAAGGAGGCGGAGGAGUGGAUACGGGCGACACCGAACCUUGUCUCCCCGGGGUGCGAGAAGGGGCAGGAAGUGGGCAACAGCAUGGUGGUGCCGUUGCUGUCGUGA
Molecule: messenger RNA, 2805 nt
Organism: Leishmania mexicana MHOM/GT/2001/U1103
Lineage: Eukaryota; Euglenozoa; Kinetoplastea; Trypanosomatida; Trypanosomatidae
Exons: 1
Coding region: 1-2805 (934 amino acids)
Source: RefSeq, a predicted model, not a curated record